Molecule: messenger RNA, 1006 nt
Organism: Epinephelus fuscoguttatus (brown-marbled grouper)
Lineage: Eukaryota; Metazoa; Chordata; Actinopteri; Perciformes; Serranidae
Product: translationally-controlled tumor protein homolog
Exons: 6
Coding region: 105-617 (170 amino acids)
Cellular component (GO): cytoplasm
Molecular function (GO): calcium ion binding
Source: RefSeq, a predicted model, not a curated record
CUGAGUUUUCUUAGUUAGAGUUAGAAAAAACUCUCACAGAAAACUUCCUGGAUUUCUCCACACACGGUCUGAAACACCGGCACAGCACAUAACAUCCCAGCAAAAUGAUCAUCUACAAGUGCAUCCUCUCCGAUGAUGAGAUGUUCUCGGACAUCUACAAAAUCAAAGUGUCCGACAAUGGCAUCUUCUACGAAGUCGAAGGAAAGACCACCACCAGGACAGAGGAUUUUGACGAGAGACUAAUUGGGGCCAACCCCUCUGCAGAGCAACUGUCAGAGGGCACUGAAUCAUCCUCUGCUUCUGGCGUAGACAUCGUCCUCAACCACAAUCUGGGGAAGACGAGCUUCAACAAGGAUUCCUACAAAAUUUACAUUAAAGACUACAUGAAGGCCAUUAAGGCAAGGCUGGAGAAGACUGAUCCGGACAGAGUGAACCCUUUCAUGGCUGGCGCCAAAGAAGAAGUUCUGAAGAUCUUGGCAAACUUCAAAAACUACGAGUUUUUCACAGGAGUAUCCAUGAACCCAGAUGGCAUGGUGGGACUGCUAGACUACCGUGAGGACGGCAUCACGCCAUUCAUGCUUUUCUUCAAAGAUGGUCUGGUGGAAGAGAAAUGCUAACUACCUGGUACCACAUCUGCUUUAAUCUGCUAUUUUACAUCAUGCUUCAACAGAAACAUUCUUGACCAAGGCUGGGCGACUCAAACGUGAUUGGUCACUCAAUAUAGUUUUUUUUUUACAACUUUUUCUUUUUUGGAUUUUGCAGUGUGAUUUUUUUUUUUUUUUUUUUUUACCCAGGAUUGGCCCGUUUUUUGGGACUGAAAAUAAAAGGCUGGACAAUGAGUGAAGCUCUGACUGUAUGUGACAGUUUUUCUUCUCUCUGCAUAUAAUUUUAAUGAUCUAUACAGGUAAACUUCAACAGACCUCUUGUUUAUGGUUGCAUUGUAUCCGAUUCCAUCUAAUGUGAAAAUACUUCUGGUUCAAUUUCAAAAUAAAAUCUAGUAUCACCA